This is a messenger RNA of Rotaria socialis, 2586 nucleotides long. The record is from the annotation of a GenBank genome assembly. Lineage: Eukaryota; Metazoa; Rotifera; Eurotatoria; Philodinida; Philodinidae.
AUGUCGAUUUCAAAAAUAAAAAAUGCUGCUAAAUCUUUAAAAACAUUUCAAGGUAUUCGUUUUGAAAAGUGCUUGGACAAUGGUGAAGCAGCUGAACAAAUGAAUAAAUGGCUUUUAGAAGUCUCAUGGGAAGUUGCUAACAAAGUGGGUGGAAUUUAUACUGUUAUUCGCUCAAAAGUACCUAUAACAAAAAAAGAAUAUGGAAAUAAUUAUAUUUGUUUGGGUCCAUAUAAUGAUUCAUUUGUUAAAACUGAAGUUGAAAUAAGUGAGCCGAAAACCGAUGCUCUACGUGAAGCAGUUAACGAUAUGAGACGUAAUGGUGUUAAUGUCGUAACGGGCAAUUGGUUGAUUGAGGGCUUUCCUCAAGUUGUUCUUUUUGAUCUUAGUUCAGCAGCAAAUAGACUGGAUGGCUGGAAAGGUGAUUUCUUUGAACAUGCUCAUAUUGGUAUUCCAUAUUUUGAUCGAGAGUCGAACGAUGCUUUACUAUUCGGUUUUUGUGUUUUUUGGUUUAUCGGUACAUUUCUGGAACAUGUAAAACGAAUACAAAAAUGUUACGUGAUCGCUCAUUUUCACGAAUGGUUAGCUGGUGUUGGCCUUAUAAUGACACGACUUCGUGGUUAUGAUUGUGGAUUAAUAUUUACAACACAUGCAACGCUUCUAGGACGAUAUCUAUGUGCUGGCUCAACAGAUUUUUAUAAUAAUUUAAGUUUUUUCAAUCUUGAUAAAGAAGCCGGUGAUCGUCAAAUUUAUCAUCGAUAUUGUAUUGAGCGUGCUGCUGCAUCAUGUGCACAUGUAUUUACAACUGUUUCAAAAAUCACUGGUAUUGAAUCAGAAUUUUUAUUAAAUAAAAAACCAGAUAUACUAACACCUAAUGGGUUAAACGUUCAAACUUUUGCUGCAUUGCAUGAAUUUCAAAACUUACAUGCACAAAAUAAAGAAAAACUUAAUGCGUUCGUACGUGGUCAUUUUUAUGGGCAUUAUGAUUUCGAUUUGGAUAAAACAUUAUAUUUUUUUAUCGCCGGCCGAUAUGAAUUUUCAAACAAAGGCGCUGAUAUGUUUAUAGAAUCGCUAGCUCGAUUAAAUCAUAUGCUCAAAUCUUCCGGUUCUGAUGUAACUAUCGUAGCAUUUAUGAUUUUUCCGACGCCUACAAAUAAUUUCAAUAUUGAAUCGUUACGUGGUCAAUCUGUUGCAAAAAUGCUUCGAGAUACAGUUCAUAAUGUUCAAAGCGAUAUCGGAAAACGACUGUAUGAAAUUUGUCUAAAAGGUCAUCUUCCAAAAGCAGAGCAAAUCUUAUACUCAAGUGAUUUAAUUGAAUUAAAAAAAUGCAUUUACGCUUCACAACGAUCAUCGUUACCACCUAUUUGUACACAUAAUGUAUGUGACGAUGUUAAUGAUCCCAUAUUAAAUGCAUUACGUCGUUGUCAAUUAUUUAAUGCACGUACUGAUCGAGUUAAAGUUAUAUUUCAUCCAGAAUUUUUACGCUCAACAAGUCCACUUUUACCACUUGAAUAUGAAGAAUUUGUACGUGGUUGCCAUUUGGGUGUGUUUCCAUCGUAUUAUGAGCCAUGGGGCUAUACACCAGCUGAAUGUACUGUAAUGGGUGUACCAAAUAUUUCAACAAAUCUAAGUGGAUUUGGAUGUUUUAUGGAAGAACAUGUACAUGAACCAGAAACAUAUGGUAUCUAUGUCAUUGAUAGACGAUAUAAAAGUGCAGAAGAAUCUUGUCAGCAGCUUGCAAGAUAUAUGUUUGAUUUUUCACUAUUAACACGACGACAACGUAUUAUUUUACGUAAUCGUACUGAACGACUUAGUGAACUAUUAGAUUGGAAUACGCUAGGAAUCUAUUACUAUCGUGCUCGUCAAAUGGUUCUUCAACGUACUCAUCCUGAAUUUGAAGAAGAACAGCUCAAAUUUACAACUCAAACAUUUUCUGCUCCAUCAACACCAGGUGUAUCUCGAUCAUCAACACCCGCACCACCAGAACAUGACGACGGAAGCGACGAUGAAGAAGAACUAGAAAAUUUUCCACAUCAGAAGAUACAUCUUGACGAAAAGACACCACCACCACCACCAGACACCGACGAAGACGAAAAGCCACAUUUGGAGCGUGCUGAUUCAGUUCGUCUUCUUCCACAUCGAAAAGAUAUUACCACAACAACUAUUAGUGCUGUAUCUACUCAUAUAUCUCAACUUGACACAUCACUGAAUGAUGCUAAUGACGAUGAAGUUGAUGCAAUAACCGGUAGCGCACAAAAUCAAAAUUCUGUUUAUGUUAGUACAAGCAACAGUAAACCUGGAUUAUUACCUGAUGCUAAAACAAGAGCUAUGAAUGAUGAACUCAAUCGAGGCUUACCACAACAUGGUGCAUUUUCUGAUCCACAUGAUGGUCAAAAAGAAGCACCCGAUACUGAUGGAAAAUCUUCAAUAUCAACACAAAUAGGCUUGCCAAUAGCCAAUGUUGUUCAUCAAACAACAGACAAAGCGGAUACAUCGGCAUUUGAACCAACAAGCGCCUCUAGUGUUCAAUAUUCAUCAGCUUUUCUUGGGCAACAAGCUGCAAAAUCAAUUGGUAAAGAACAGCUAUAA